Sesamum indicum (sesame) is the source of this 1328-nucleotide messenger RNA. RefSeq names its product exopolysaccharide production negative regulator. NCBI's taxonomy places the organism in Eukaryota, Viridiplantae, Streptophyta, Magnoliopsida, Lamiales, Pedaliaceae. The record is from RefSeq and is a predicted model, not a curated record.
ACUUUUCCACACUCUCUCUCACACACAAAACACACGCGAAAAAUUAAAAUAACGGAAAAGAAUUUUCAUUUUCUCAGUCCUCAUAAAAACACUCCGAUCACCGGAUGAAAUCUCCGGUGACGGAGGCUGGAACGCGGAAUUGCUGUAAUAUUCUUCCAACGGAUACCAAUCCCCAUGGAUUCCCCUGAGAUCAUUAAGGGAGAGCAGAGGAACCGGAAGAAGGAGAAGACUAGUCUUCGUCUCGCUCUUUUUCGUUCCAUUUUUGCCGUCGCUUUCUCGCUGUUAAUCUUCCUGUUACUUUCUUUUUCUGUACUGUACGUAGCUGUUUUGAUCGGGAAUUUGGCGAUUUGGAGCCCGAUCUCUGUUCACUCCCGUUGCAGAAUAGUCUCUAGCAGUGUUGAUCUGAGGUCAUCUAAGGUCUGUGAAUUGGGUCUGUUAAAUUAUAAAGCCAAGCAUGUAUUUUAUCCAUUCGAACGAAAGAAAUAUCGGUGCCAUUAUGAUUACUAUUGGGCUUCUGUUUUUAAGGUUGAAUACAUAGAUCAUUCAGGACAUGCAAGAUAUGCGUUAGCUGAGGCCCCAAAUGAAGCCCUCCCAAACAACUGCAGACCCAGUUUUGGUGCUGCAUGGUUGACCAAAGAUAAAUUUAAGGUGAAUGAAACAUAUGAGUGCUGGUACACGCUGGGCAUUUCUAAAGUGAACAUAAAUCAUGAAGGUUUGUUUAACUGCCAAGCUGAGGACCCUACUACUGCUGAGAUGCUUAAACGAUAUUCCAUACUGUUUACAAGGAUAUUAAAGCCCUGGUUUUUCAGUUGGGGAUCAGUAAAUCAGUGGAGAUGGGAUGUAAUAGCUGGACUUAUUACUGGCUUCACAACUUCUUUGUUAUCCAUUACCUUGAUUGGACUUCUACGGCCAUUGAUAUCAAUUACUCGUCGAAUCGUUGCAUCUUGGACAUCGGCCCCAUAUCCAAGUACUAUUCUACUAAAACGAGCUUGUUUCUUUGCAGUGUAUUUCUCCUUUAUGAGUUGGGUAACCAUUCAGUAUGUUAAAAGGCUUGGCCUCUCCUAGACAAGUAGUUAUAUGCAUUAGGAUGCACUCGAUUUUCCAGCAGUGCCAUACACAAGCAGGUAAUCUGCAUCUCUCUGAAGCAUGAAAUAAUGUAACAUUUUUGUAUCAGUAUGAAUAGUUUCAUUAGCAAGUGGUCCACUUGUUCAAUUUUAGGUGUCUACGAGGACCAUAUAUGUACAGUUACUUGUAAAACUGUUGUCAUAUAAUAUAGCGCUGUGGAUUCAUGAAGCUCAUGUUAAAGAACCGUUUCUUCUUUGAUAAUA